AUGAGAAUAAUAACUAAGAGACUAACAUCAAAACUUGAUUUCUACCAAACAUGGGAGCCGGCAGGUUUCCGUACAGGUUACGGCGUGAAUGACCACCUUCAUAUACUCAAAGUCCUCAUUGAAAAGUGUGUUGAAUACAACAAACCACUAGUUCUCGUCUUCAAUUAUUACGAAGAGGCCUUUGACACUAUAGACCGUAGUGCAAUAUUUAGGGCUCUAGCCGACUGUAGAGUUGACGGUCGUUACACAGAUAUGAUAAGAAAUGUGUACGAAAAUGCAACUGCUUGCAUCAGGUUGCACGAAGAUACUCCAAACUUCAAGAUAGGACGAGGCGUUCGGCAGGGGGAUGUUAGUUCACCGAAGCUCUUCACAACCCUCUUGGAGUAUAUGUUCAAGAGUGCUACCGUUGAUGACUUUGGUAUAAACAUUAACGGCGAAAAACUUAUAUUAACCACCUACGCUUCCCUGAUGACAUAG
Molecule: messenger RNA, 477 nt
Organism: Coccinella septempunctata (seven-spotted ladybird)
Lineage: Eukaryota; Metazoa; Arthropoda; Insecta; Coleoptera; Coccinellidae
Exons: 1
Coding region: 1-477 (158 amino acids)
Source: RefSeq, a predicted model, not a curated record